CCAAUGCACUCAACUGGUGCAAAAAAGAAGACAGAACCUGUCUUAACUUCUUUGUGUUGUCCUUAGUAUGUGAAACUCUUCCCUUUAAUGUAAACAUUGUCGUGUGUUUUAGGCUCAAUUGUGCCUGGUGCAUUCCACUUUCUUGUCGCUUUCAUAUCUCAACAUUGUUGUGUGUGUGCACCCCACAGGCAGAGAGAGAAGCCAGUGACCGUCCUCAACGAAAAGUCCAAGUGGAUCAGAGACCUGUUUUUCCCAAUAAGAAAUUCCAACUGCAAACCCGGAGAGGAAACUUGAAGCGAUGAGCAAACAGCAAACCCUGUUUCACCACUUCAUCAGUGGACCAAGAAGACAAAGCCCCAGUAGAGGAAAUGGGGAUGAUAUGUCUCAACCAGCUAUGGGCCAGAAGGCCGUCAACCAGGAGAACAUCACUGAAAACUUGGAAGAUGACCUCCUCUUAGCCGCUUUUGAAGACUGGGAAGAGACAACACUUUCCCAUCCGGCUGAUGAGAAGGACAGUGCUGUUGCAAAUUCCAAGCCAGACAGAAGCCAGCACAAUGCCACAGUGGCUGUCUUGUCCCCACAGGAGCAGCCCAUUCCCAGAGCAACGCAGCCGGAGGACCUUCCAGGAUUCGACGCCUCCGCCGGGGAGAUCUGGAUCUACCCGACCAAUCUUCCCGUCCGGGACUACCAGUACAACAUCGUGCAGCAGGCGCUAUUCAAGAACACCAUGGUGUCACUGCCAACAGGGUUGGGCAAGACAUUCGUGGCGGCUGUGGUCAUGUAUAACUUCUAUCGCUGGUACCCGGAAGGCAGGGUGGUUUUCAUGGCUCCUACCAAACCCUUGGUCGCUCAACAAAUCGAGGCCUGCCACAACGUGAUGGGCAUUCAACAGUCAGAUAUGGCCGAGAUGACUGGCAAUAUGCCUCCAGCGGAGCGCAAGAAGGCGUGGCACAAGUGCCGUGUAUUCUUCCUGACUCCCCAGGUCUUGAUGAAUGACCUGAGUCGUAGGGCCUGUCCGACGCAGCUGGUCAAAUGUCUGGUGGUAGACGAGGCCCAUAAGGCACUAGGAAACCAUGCUUACUGCCAGGUUGUGCGGGAGUUAUCUAAUUAUUCCAGUGAAUUCAGAGUGUUGGCUCUAAGUGCUACUCCAGGUAGCGACCUCAAGGCCAUUCAACAGGUCAUCACGAACCUUCUCAUCUCUCAUAUUGAGAUACGCUCUGAAGAUUCUAUUGACAUCCAACGCUACGUCCAUGAACGGAAGGUUGAGAAAGUCAUCGUCCCUCUUGAUGAAGAGCUCAAGUCUGUCCGUGAUCAGUACCUGAGGAUUCUGAGUGUGUAUGUGGGUCGGCUGACGCGCUGCGGAGUGCUGUAUAACAAAGACCCAACCAGUCUAACCAAGUUUCAGAUCCUACAGUCCAGGGAUGCCUUUCGCCAAGAUCCACCCCCUCAGGUCAAGUCCCGGGGUGUGGUUGAGGGUGACUUUGCCCUUUGCAUCAGCCUCUACCAUGGCUUCGAGUUGCUUCUUCAGCAUGGCCUUCGCUCACUCUUCAGCUUCCUCCAGAGUACUGUGGAUGGCGACAAAGGCUUCUCCCGCACCCGCCAGGAACUACUGAGAAAUGCAGAGUUUGUCCAACUGAUGGACACCCUGAGGGAUAAAUUUGGAGAGGAGGAGGCGGCGGCCAAUCAAAGCGGACUUUUCUCAGUACCAGGGACACCCAGAGUCAGAGAGGUGAAGCCGUAUGUCACCAGCCACCCGAAGAUGGCCAAACUGCAAGAAAUUGUUCUGGAACAUUUUAGACGGUUUUCAGCCAAUAAAGAGUCUCCGAGCAGUAAUGGGCCAUCCACAAGUAAACAUCAGCCGCAGCCUGCAGCACAGAGCACGCGGGUUAUGAUCUUCGCUCAGUACCGGGACAGCGUGAACGAGAUCGCCGAGAUGCUGAACAGACACAGGCCAUUGCUGCGCUGCAUGGGGUUCGUUGGGCAAGCCUCUACAGGCAAGACCAGCAAGGGUAUCAGCCAAAAGGAACAGCUGAGGGUCGUUAAGGAGUUCCGGGAGGGCGGCUACAACACACUGGUGUGCACCUGCGUGGGGGAGGAAGGCCUGGACAUCGGUGAUGUGGACCUGAUCGUGUGCUACGACGCCCACAAGAGCCCCAUCCGACUGGUGCAGAGGAUGGGGAGGACUGGAAGGAAGAGACAAGGCCGCAUCGUCAUGCUGGUGACUGAGGGCAAGGAGGCCGCAGUUUAUGACAGGAGCCAAUAUAGCAAGAAGGGUAUUGUAAAGGCCCUGCAGGGUAACGCCCGGUCCCUGCAGCUAUACCCCAACAACCCUCGCAUGGUGCCACGGGGCCUCAACCCUAAACCCCACCAGAUGUUCAUCUCCGUCAAGGCAUUUACAAGUAAGGACACGAAGCGGAGAUCCUCUACUGGAGCCAACAAUGAGACGAGACUUGACUCCUUCAUUGCCAAAGCUAAGAGUAGGCAGAAAUCCAGUGAGUAUCUGAGCCCAGAGGAGCUGGCCUACUGGAGUGCCAAUUACAAGCUGGACAGUGUCGAGAAGGAGAGCUUACCAUGCAUGCCCGAUAGAGGGCGCUUCAUCACACUGGAGGACAAGGACAAACAGCCUUCUCAAAGAAAAGGCAGUCAUCCCAAAAUGUCCCUGUCCGAGUGGGCCCCUUGGCAGAUCAGCAAGCAGCCUGUCCGACUGGUAGAGCAUUCCCACCGCUGCCAGCAAUUUGUAGAGCUCAUGGAGUUCAUUGACCUUCAGAACCUCACUGAAGGAGAGGACAUAUAUGGCCUGGAGAUGCAGACGUACCUGGACCCAGAUGACAUCCGACCAAGGAAGAAAGGAAUCGAGAGCUACUGCACCAAACAGAGGAAGGAUUCCUCUGAGGGUGACAGUCUCAACAAGGGAGCUCCGGGGACGAGCCACACCAGACAACCUCAGCCAUCUCUCAGUGAAGCAGUAGAUGAGACCUCACCAGAACCUCCCAGCAGGAAGCGCCAAAGCGAGAAAGUGAGGCGUAAGAAACAGCAGCCCAUGCAGCUCAUGUCCAGCCCGUCUGAGAGUAACCACAGUGAUGAUAACCUCCCUGAUGUCUUCAAUAGAGAGAACAUGCAUCAGGUUUCUCAUGAGGUGCUGCAAUGUAUCAGAACUCCAACAAGUGCCGAGAAGAACAGUACCAGGUCAGACUCAAGAAGUAAGAAGAGAAAAGGCACAGACUCAAAAGCACCCAGUGCCGACAAGCCCAGAAAACACAAACAGAAACGCAAACAUCUCAAUCCGGUGACAGACAGCUUGACUGGCAACGAUGACGAUUUUACAGGCAACCUCAAGGAGGAAAGAGCAUUUGGGGACAGGAAGACGAAGUCUCCUGGAAUGGAAGGAGGACCUGGCAAGGUAGUCUUCUCAAAAGAUGAUUUGGUGAAUCGGUCACAACCAGAUGUGACAUAUGACACUCCUGAACCCAUGGACACCGGCAGUGACGACAACGUGAUGUUGGAACACCUGCAGAAAUCGUCCGUGCUGAUACAAGUUGACAAUCUACCCAGCACUCUGCCAAGCAAUACAGACGAUGACCUGUCAUUUCUGUUUCCGACGCAGACCGUCUUCCUUCCUCCCUCUGCCAGGAAGGAUGACCACAAUACAAGUAUGUCAGAGAGCAAGCCUAGUGGCGCAAAGUCAGCAAUGCCCCCGCCUCCUCCCUCCCUGUCCUCUCUGGACCUGCUGGACGACAUGGAUACCACCUUCAACCUCACUCAGCAUUUCCAGAGCAAGUCAGCUCAUUUUGGUGGUCACCAGGAGCCACCGAAGCAGCCUGUGGAAACUGCUCCUUGCCAGGAUUCUUUCAAGGCUGAAGAUGCUCCAGAUUUGGAAAGGCUUCAAGAAUCUCAAGCUAAUGAAUUAACAGUCAAGAUGGCUUCUGAGAAAGUGUCACCCUGGGCAUUUAUAAAUGGAAACAGUGACAGAGUGAGCUCAGAGCAGACAACAAAUGCCACAACUGACCCACCAUCCCAUGAAAAAGCAGCAAAGAUGAAGGUUAAAGAUGGCCACAAUGACAGCCAUGAGGAAAGUGUAUCAAUGACACUUAGAGAUAUUGAACCACAGUUUGACUUAAAUUUGGAUUUUACUGUCGUGUCCUCUGAUGAAGAAGCAGAUACGCUUGAUGAGAAAGAGAGAAAUAAAGAUGACACCUCUGGUUGGAAAAGUGGGGAACCCACCAAUGGGGAUCAAGGUGAUGGACAAAGGAUUGGAGAUGGGAAAAACAUUUGGAACGAUGAGAUGGGAAGUGUGAUUGGUACUCCGAAAGCAUUUGAUGUGCAAACUCCAUCGGUGGAAUCUGUUAUCACAGAGACCAGUUUCAGGGACACCAACAAAGCAUCAGUCACACCGGUUGCGCAUUCACCUCAGGCAGCUUUUAAUUCAACAAAGGAAAGGUCACCCCGCAAGUUAUCUCUUCAAAGGAGGCUCAAGAAGCCUUCCACAGUUACGCCAGAAACUCCCAAGUCUGGAUUGGACAAAGGUACAAAAUCUGUAUUUGCCGGAAGGCUUGAUAGGGAUGGCAUAAGCAGGCAGAGCCAUGCAGGAUUUAAAUCAGAAUCGAGGAGGGAGUUGGAUUUGGAGGUCCAGGAUGAGCCAGAAAUCAGACCCUCUGCUUUACAAGCUGGUGGCAGUAUGGUCCAGCAAACCCAAGCACAAGCCGAGAUAGAGAAGUUACGGAUGGAGGUUCUUGGGUCGACCAAGCCAAAGUUUGACCUGGAGUUUGACCUGGAUAACCUGGAAGAGGACAGCUUGGGGGAGGAAGACGACAUUGUGGCACCCUCACCAAACAUGGAACAGCAGCAGGAAUAUAUCAACCUCAGCCAGGUUACAAGUCUAAAGGGAGAGGUCUGCCCUUCUCAUUCCAAGGGAACUGCCUCUUUUCAAGCAACGAUAUCCUCAACUCCUGUUUCAAAGGCUAAGCUUCAACUGAGGUCGGUGCCGUGUGCUGACCUUCUGUCACCAAUAGCAAUAGAUAAGGGUGAAACAGAAAAGUACUCGGGUUUUGAGGAUCACCCUCCAACUUUAACAGAGAGAGAACCAAAAGCCCCACAAAAUAAUAAAGGGACUGAACCUGCAAAGGGGCAAGAGCAAAUGCGGAGGAGUCUCACUCUUAAGAGAAAGAGCCCUCAGAUGCUCCAAACUUCAAGAGGCGACAAAGCGUCAUCUUCAGUUGAGCAACUCACGACAAACUUGACGGACGGUGCGUUUCCCGGUCCAGUGGGAGGAGCCCGUGAAGGUAAUUCUAGACAAAGCUCCAACACGAGACUGGCAAUCCUUGGAAAGAGAAAGAGCGCUCCUAUUGUUCCACUGACGAGUGACACCCCAAUCACCAUCAAAAGUGGGAUAUCCGAAUUGAGUGCUUCGUCACUUCAAAACCUGCAUGCGGAACCAAAUGUCCGUGUGGUUAACCGUAAGGAUGGACAAGGGAUUCAAGGGAGUUCAGUUAGGACACAAAAUGCCGAGGAAGGUGUGACCGGCUGGGAUGAGCAUUAUGGAGAAGAGGAUCCACGCAAGACUAAGGGCAGGGGAAGAGCAGAGCCAUUCAAGGCUCACUUUGUUGACAGCGAUGAGGAUGAAGACCUCAGUCAGCUCAUUCGGCCCAGGAAACGACGUAAAGCUGUGGCUUUACAAUCUCCCAGCAGUCCUGCAUUCAAGACCCCUGUCAGGCCUGCUGGCGAAUCUUCCGGGAAGAAGACUCCUGCCAAGCCACUGAUUUCCAGCAGCGAUGAGGACUUGGAAUCACCUUUAAUCAGAAGGCCCAAGAAACGCAGGCAGAUUACAACGAAAGCAGAUGUAGAUGGCAGUGACGAUGAUUUGAUGGAUGAGAACUACAACAAGAAAAACACUCCUGUCAUCAUGAGGAAAGCUGUAAGUAAGAAACGACAACCUGCUACAACAAAGGAGCCCAAGACCAAGAAAGGAAGGUUUGCCUCUGGCAGUACCCGAGACUUUCUAGACGAGGAAGCUGAGGUCUCAGACACCGAGGAGUGCUCCCCUGACGAGGAAGGCAGCGAUCUGGAUAAAUCUUUGGAAGGCUUUAUCAACAACGCCUCCCAGCUUUCUCAAGCCUCACAGUCGGCAUUCACAUCUGAAGAUAUGCAUGCUGUCUACAUGCAGUCAGUCCACAAUCUGCCUGGAGGAGGCAUUUCACACCCCGCCCCCAACCGCUUCAAGAUGGUGCAACAUCCUACCCGGAACGACAUUGAAAUCUUCUCCCAGGUCCCCGUCCAAGACGACAGCUACUACGAAAACAGCUUUGUGGUCCGGGAGGGGGAAGAGGAAGGAGAUGACGUGAAAAUUACAAAGGGAGGCGGGAGACAGGGAAAGAGGGACCAGUUUGAAGAGAGUCUCUUUGAGAACACGAUCAACCCUGACAACAUCCUCUCCUCCAAGUGCAGGCGCAGGAACAAAGGGCCCAGUCGGGCCCAACAGAUCUUGAAGGAAGGGAGAAAGAAGUUGCUCAUGUCAUCCUCUUCGACCUCAACCAGCGCCGAAGAGAUUGAGGAGGGACCAAGAGGCCCAAACAGGAGGAUGCAUCCUAGUGACAAGAGGAAGUGCCUUGGGAAGCGCAGUCUCAGUGCCUCACAUCAAGCUGAGAAUCCAAGCUCAACUGGUUGGCUUUGUACUGAUAAGACCAGCAAGGGUAAGUCUUCCGAUGCUGUGGGGCCGACAGGGAAACAUGUUACUAAUCUUAAAAUUUCUCCCGUAAAAUCUGUCUGUCGGCAGCAGUCGAACAAAAAUUCUGGCCCGACAUCUCAUUCAGACCGAAGUGACGAAUCUCCGACUGCAACUGUACCGCACAAUCCAGGUGGGUCACACCCAUGUCACAGCCAGGGCUCUGUCAUCCGGCAGUUUCUAGUCGGAAACGCAAGACAGGCCAACUCCUGCCCUGAUGUUGUCUUAAAGCCGAAGCAAGGAUAUUUGCCCAGGAGACCAACAGACUCUGACGGCAAGACAGCAUCAAUUGCCAGCAACGGACUGACAUUGGCCGAAAAGGAAAGAGUCGAGAGGUUGAAGAGACAAGAGGAGAAAAAGAAAGAAUUCAUGCGGAAAAUGGAAGAGAAGAAAAGAGAACUGCUGCUGCAGGACCGAGCGCAGCAGCAACAGCGACAUCAAACACUCCUGCCUCAACAACAGCAGAAUCAGUCAAAGCCAGCUGGGGAACAGCUAAACCAACAGCGGCAGUGCCAGCUCAAACGGCAACAGCAAGCACAGCAACUGCGUGUGCCCCAGCAUCAGCCACAGCAGCAGUUGCAACGGCAGCAAACUGGUGGAAAACCUCAACAGCAACGGUCACCUAAACAGCAGCAGCAGAAGGCCGAGCUGUACUGUGGCAGGUCAUCCUCCAGUGCGGGACUGAAUGUCGGCAAAGUGCGAGUCAAGAGGAUAAACCAGCAAGGGACAAGCCCUUCCUCAUGCCCCAAAUCAUCAUCAUCAACAGUAAGCAGCCUAGGCCGGACAGCUUCAGCAGUCAGUAACCUGACCCAUGAACCUGGAGGAGAUUUCUCUUUAGGGAAUCAAGCCGGUGCCAGGAAGGAUAUUAGAAACAUUCCUGUGCCGCCAAGCUCCAUGCGAGGGAUCAGUAAAAGCACACUAGCUGGGUCUCAAGAUGCUAUGAGUUGUGGCAAGCCCGUCAUCCUGAUCGAUUCCAAGGAGCUCUCCAGCUCUGCCCAGAUUGUGUCCAUCCUGACCCUCAAGCACAACCUUAACCCUCACAUCUGCCUGCUGAGUGGCUGUGAUUACAUUGUCAGUGCCCGGAUGGGCGUGGAGAAGAAAUCCAUGUCGGAUUUUGGGAAUGGUGCCAACAAGAACAAGUUGAUUGACCGAGUGCGUCACUUGUGCGACUUGUUUGACAGACCCUGUCUGAUUCUGGAGAAAGAUCGUGUCAAGCCAGCGGACGACAAAAAACCAAGACAGCUGAUUCGAACCAAGUACUUUGACAGUACAUUAGCCGCUCUGAGUAAGACUCACAUCAAGUUGCUGUACUCGGAUUCACUGGAGGACACUGCAAGGAUUCUGGCUGACUUGGUUCACAUCGAGAUGCGGAAAGGGGAGGGUCUGGCCCCUCUCACCUCAAUGAACACCACCCAGGAACAGGUCUUCAAAUUGUAUCAAUCACUGCCUCGAGUCAGCUACGCUACCGCCCUGUCCCUGAUGAAAGCAUUUCCCUGCAUCCAGGAACUCAUUCACAGUUCACCGGAGCAAGUUAGGCAGAAGACCAACAUCUCCUUGCAGAAAUCGGCCGAGAUUUGCUGUUUCUUACAGCAUCGGUUUGACGAGCAGAUGAUGAGCAUAUGUACUGGCAAGUGAUGCGGGCGCCAGACAGCUAUCAAAACUGACUGUCAGUUGUGAAAAAAAAUGCUACUUCUUGCCAUUCAACACAAUGGAACUCAAAUGCAAAAAUAUUCCUUUUGGCAAAUGCUCAUCAAUGCAGAAAUACAUUGAAACCUGCGACUCAGUGGAAUUAUAGUAUAAACUGUGAUAGUCCAAGUGUUCAUGUAGUUAAUAUACUCAUCAUCCCUGACACUGCCAUUUAAAUAUGAAGAGGGCAUCCCUACAAGAAAUGUGCACCCCAAGGACAGUAGUACCCGGCCCAUCUCUGUCCCCUUCACUUUGUCCCACCUUUAAAAAGAUGAAAACUUAUUUCAUUUUUGAAUUUUAGUAGAAUUAUGUAUGAAAUUAUGGAGCCUGUAUUACACAGCCUACAUUGCAUGUAGGUUCUAGACAAAUACAGUGCCUGAGUUGUUUUAAUCAGACUAUGCAAUUGUAGUGCACAGGUCGAGUGAAUGACAGUAUGUAGCCUGCCGUGACAUUGUAUUGAUCAUCGUUGUACGGUUACCAAAUAUCACCAUGCAUCAGGUUACGCAUUGGAUACCGUCUGCAGUUUCAAUAUCACGCUUUCUAUAAAACAUCUUUAAUCAUGUUCCUCUUAAAGAGAUAAUAUUUUCUAAAUGUUCAAAGUUGAUUGAACUUUUUGUAUUUUUGCUACUUUUUCAUGAAAUUGUUUUCCAGAGGUUAUUGGUCACAAACUUUUUAUUCUGCCUUAUGUGAGAAAAGCUACUAAUCAAACUAAGUGCCAAUUUUUUUGUACUUUUGUAAUUGUGUUGAGGAACAACCAGUGAUAGUCAGAAAGCAUGGAUUGCAAAAGUUUUAUUUUGAGCUUUGGUAAUCCCAUCUACUUAGUGCACAAUUAUGAGGUGGUUGUGAACAUUUUAGGACUGUUAAAGUUGAUAUAAGGAAGAAUGUUCACCCCAAUUAACCUUGGCCUGCUGAAGGCAGUAGAAUUGAGUUGUUGGCAUCAAAGACUUGUACUGCCCAGAUUGACAAAAUGUAGUGGUAACUUGUUGUAACUGUUAUAUUCUGUUUGAUUGAAUCAAUUUAUGGUUGUAGCAUUGCACAAAGUGUCACACAUACUCAGUGAUUUUAUCCUAAGCGUUUGAUACCAACAUCCUUUCUGAAUCAUGCCUGGAGUAGCAUAAGUGAUUGUCUAUGACUGCUAAGUCACUCUGAUCUUCUUUACAUGAUCCGCAUAAAAACUAGGGAUGGCUUCAGAUCUCUUGUUUUGUUUUAAAUUUAACCAUAUUUUAUUUGGGUCACAAGAUAUACCCCCACCUACUAAGAGUGUCCAGCACAAGUUAAUUAUAAUCAAAACAUCGACGUGUGUGACUUCAGCAUUUAAAACUGUCUUUGUAACAACUUUAGAAACAAAUAAGGUGUAUAUAUUGAUAUUAUAGAGCCUUGUAUUUUUGAAUACUGACAAAAUAGAGAAAAAAGACGAGACACCA
Molecule: messenger RNA, 9828 nt
Organism: Acanthaster planci (crown-of-thorns starfish)
Lineage: Eukaryota; Metazoa; Echinodermata; Asteroidea; Valvatida; Acanthasteridae
Gene: fancm
Product: FA complementation group M
Biological process (GO): double-strand break repair via synthesis-dependent strand annealing; interstrand cross-link repair
Molecular function (GO): nuclease activity; 3'-5' DNA helicase activity; four-way junction DNA binding
Source: RefSeq, a predicted model, not a curated record